Photinus pyralis (common eastern firefly) is the source of this 1458-nucleotide messenger RNA. Its product is annotated as neuronal growth regulator 1-like. The record is from RefSeq and is a predicted model, not a curated record. Gene Ontology annotation, molecular function: protein binding; axon guidance receptor activity. Gene Ontology annotation, biological process: homophilic cell-cell adhesion; synapse organization. The coding region runs from base 61 to 1440 and encodes 459 amino acids. The transcript has 7 exons. NCBI's taxonomy places the organism in Eukaryota, Metazoa, Arthropoda, Insecta, Coleoptera, Lampyridae. Gene Ontology annotation, cellular component: neuronal cell body; axon; plasma membrane.
UUUAGUUCCUAUUCUAUUCUUCUUUACACAAGUUAACGUCCAUCCUGUCGAGAGACAAACAUGAUUAACGCGUUUCAAAUUUUAAUUCUUUUCGGCGUGAAAUGUGCGUGUCAGGUCGAGUUUAAGAGUGCCCCGACAACUGUGAAAGCGCCCGAAAAUGACACCGUUUUACUCCCCUGCUAUUUGGAAACGAUCACGAACGAUGGAAGUAUUUACAACAGAAUCAAAUGGUACAAAAACGGAGAGUUACUUACCGACAGCGGUCCGCCUAGCAUGCUUCCUCCCAGCAAAAUGUCCUUAGCGGCUAACGGAUCUCUUUUGGUUACCGAUGUGCAGCAUGAAGAUACGGGCGAGUACAUGUGCGAGAUCAUUCGUCCUGAUCCAUGGUCGACCAUUAGACAGAGGCACGCUAUCGAAGUUUUAGAACCUCCCACGGUGGUUCCAGACCCUGCGAAUGGUUUUCUGCAGGUGCGAUUACGGGAGGAGGUGCGAAUGUCGUGUAAAGUUCAUGGUGUUCCUUAUCCUCUGAUCACCUGGCUUUAUGAGAACAAGGACAUGCAACUGAUCGACAAUAGAGAGAUGUUGAAAUUUGCCGCAACAGAUCGGCAACUCUCCGGUAAUUACCAAUGCAUGGCCCGCAACGGUGUCGGUGAACCGGCCGUAGCAACCAUUACUUUAAACAUCAUCUAUCCUCCAGAAUUGAUGACGAUGCGAUCCUGGAUGCACACGGCACCAGGCAUUCGAACUCAGUUGGAGUGCAUCGUCUAUGCCGAUCCCCCUGCCACAGUGACAUGGCUAAAGGGCGAAAUACCAGUGCCUUUCAGUAACCGAAUCGUUGCGAUGGUCGACGGAGAUAAGCACAUUUUGCUGAUUCGAAAUGCCACCUUUGCCGAUUUCGGCAUUUACACCUGCAGAGCGACCAACGAUUUGGGACAAGGCGAAUUGCAAAUCCAACUCUCAGGUACCGCAAACCCGGCUGUCUUCAAGCAAGCAGAUCAGAAAAUGGUCGACACCAAAACGUCGUACAGGCUGGUUUGGGAGGCCGACAGCUACCCCUCCAUAAUCGAGUACAAGCUCUGGUUCAGACGCUACCGCCCCCACAACGACAUUAGAAAUUCGGACUGGAAUAUACUGACGAUACCCUCUGAGACCAGCACCGGUCCGGUACACGCGAAAUCCUACACGAUCCAAGGGCUUCGGGAGAGAACCGUUUACGAAGCAAUGGUAACGUCUCGAAAUCGUUACGGUUGGUCGAAGAAAUCGGCCGUGCUGAAAUUUGCAACGGACGGCGCCGAUUUUAAAGAGGAAGUCAUUACACCGAUACAGAUACAAGGUUUUGAUGAGGUGGUCUCUUCAACCGAAAGUAGUAAUGGGGUCAGAAUUACUUUGAGCUACUGCUCUCAAAUUUUUAUGUGUUUGUUCAUUUAUUUAAUAAAGUAGUGACAACAAAAAGACAAU